GGGAUAAAAUCAAUCAUAACAUAGUAAAACAUAAACAGAGGACAGGAGGUCUGUGCCAGUCUCAGUCACUCUCUCUAAUUCCCGUUUUCAAGUUCAAUUUUGUAACCAAUGGCGGCGCUUCUUCUUGAAUUGCCUCCUCCUCCAUUCUUGAACUGUAACCACCACCAUUUUCUCUCCUCCUCCAAAACUUCUCUAAGACCACCACCAACAUUCACUCCCAUUGCCACUUCUUGCUUUCUUUCAACUGUUACUUCUUCAUCAAUCUCAAAAGAAGAAAAAGAAAAAGAACCCCACUCCACUGCUGUAGCAAGUAACAAUGCUCCUGAUGAGGGGUCCCAGCAGGGUCGCCGCAAAGUAGUUCAAAUUGCGUGGGAGAAGCUUGUCCGUUGGUCCCGCUCCUGGCGCUCCAAGAACAACAAGACUGACCUUCUUGAACGCACUAACAAGGUGGUAGUGCUUGGUGGAGGAUCUUUUGGUACAGCAAUGGCUGCCCAUGUUGCUUACAGAAAGUCUAGUUUGGAAGUUCAAAUGCUUCUGCGUGACCCUUUACUCUGUCAGUCUAUAAAUGAAAAUCAUUUUAAUUGCAAGUACUUCCCGGAACAUAAACUGCCCGAUAAUGUAAUUGCCACCACCGAUGCAAAAGCUGCUUUGCUUGAUGCAGACUUUUGCCUUCAUGCUGUGCCUGUGCAGUUUAGUUCAUCAUUUCUUGAGGGCAUUGCAGAAUAUGUUGAUCCUGGCUUGCCUUUCAUAUCCCUCAGUAAAGGCUUGGAACUUAAUACAUUGAGGAUGAUGUCUCAGAUUAUUCCUCAAGCAUUGGGGAAUCCUUACCAACCUUUUGUUUUGCUAUCCGGGCCUUCUUUUGCUCUGGAAUUGAUGAACAAGUUACCGACAGCAAUGGUGGUGGCAUCGAAGGACAAGAAAUUGGCACAUGCUACUCAGCAGCUAUUAGCUUCAUCUCACUUGAGAAUCAGCACUUCAAGGGAUGUUACAGGGGUAGAAAUUGCAGGGGCACUAAAAAAUGUACUUGCCAUAGCCGCUGGAAUUGUUGAAGGAAUGAAUCUUGGCAAUAACUCUAUGGCAGCUCUAGUUGCGCAAGGUUGUUCAGAGAUCCGAUGGCUAGCUACAAAGAUGGGUGCCAAACCUUCAACAAUUACUGGUCUGUCAGGAACAGGAGACAUUAUGCUUACUUGCUUUGUCAAUCUCUCAAGAAACAGAACAGUUGGAGUACGGCUUGGAUCUGGGGAGAAGCUUGAUGAUAUACUGAGUUCUAUGAAUCAGGUGGCAGAAGGUGUGUCAACAGCUGGAGCAGUGAUUGCAUUGGCCCAGAAAUAUAAUGUUAAGAUGCCAGUAUUAACAGCAGUGGCUCGGAUCAUAGAUAAUGAAUUGACUCCGAAGAAAGCUGUUCUUGAGUUGAUGAGUCUCCCUCAGGUUGAGGAAGUAUGAGAUGGCGCACUUUGUCCUGAUGAAUGAUGAUCAUGCAAUAUAAUUUCAUUACAAGAACAAUUUCGUGCAGAAGUUAGCCUAGUCAAAUUCUUUUUCCCCCAUGGCACUUUCUGAAUCUUGGGGAUCAUAGAUACCACAACUAAUUUCGUCUUCAUAGCUGGUUUCCAUGUGCCACAAAGACAUGGCUUGUCACUUCAGAAUUCAGAUCAUUUAUCUCAUAUCAUAUUCCUGAUCUAUGAAAUAGAGUAUGUACAUUUAGAUGUUUGUUACAGUGACUUGAAAGUCAUAAUACGUUAACAAGAGCCUGUGCUUUCUAGUUUGUCAUGCAAAAUCCCUUCUGUAAUUCUACCUCAUACUUGUUCUGUGACAUAUACUUAAAAUUCUUAUAUUCGUUUUUUUUU
Molecule: messenger RNA, 1844 nt
Organism: Populus euphratica (Euphrates poplar)
Lineage: Eukaryota; Viridiplantae; Streptophyta; Magnoliopsida; Malpighiales; Salicaceae
Gene: GLY1
Product: NAD-dependent glycerol-3-phosphate dehydrogenase family protein
Exons: 9
Coding region: 109-1443 (444 amino acids)
Biological process (GO): glycerol-3-phosphate catabolic process; carbohydrate metabolic process
Cellular component (GO): cytosol
Molecular function (GO): NAD binding; glycerol-3-phosphate dehydrogenase [NAD(P)+] activity
Source: RefSeq, a predicted model, not a curated record